Pseudo-nitzschia multistriata is the source of this 2059-nucleotide messenger RNA. The record is from the annotation of a GenBank genome assembly. Lineage: Eukaryota; Bacillariophyta; Bacillariophyceae; Bacillariales; Bacillariaceae.
CGGCAAUAUGGUACACCACUCCGGCCUUUCAAAAAUCGCUUACGCACCGCCCAUAAAAAAACCAAACUAACAAACCAAGCCGAGAAAGCAAGAACACCCUUUGGAAAACGAUCGUCAUGAAUUUUUCAUAUGCUGCGAUCGCUGCACUGACUGCUGCGAGCAGACUUCGUUUUGUCGAAGCAACCCCUUUCCCCAUUGGCCGCUAUGAGCUGUUUGCCGAUCCAGAUUUUUCCCUACAAUUGGAUAGCCUCGAUCCCUCCCUCGAAGGAAAAUUCAUUGUCGAAGGACCGCAAGACAAGGUGGUACUAAACGAUGACAAUGAAAAAUAUUUCUCAUUUGAUUUGUAUACAGUUCCUGGAGGCGACGACGAACCAUGUGAUGCAGGAGAGAUCGUGGCAGGUGUUUCCCUUUGGACGAGUGGUGUAAAUGAUGAGAUUUAUGCCGCGUUGAAGCAAACUUCCGAUGGACAUUUUGGUGCGUACGUAUUCUCCCUAAAAGCUUAACAGUUUGGUUUGGUCUGUCUGUUUCGCGCAGUGUUUCGCGCACGUUGGUGGCGUAUAUUUCAGCAUAUAUCUCUUCCGUAUGAACAUACCUUCCGUAUUUCGCGUUCUUACUCCCGACGACUAUCAUGCGCGACUAAGAAGCAAGAAAUGGUGUGUUGGGAGUGCGUCUGAAACAAGAACAAAUCUAAUGAGUCAAAUCAAAAUUUGACCGGAUGACUCCUUCAACAACUCACGCUCUUGGUCUUCUCAUGUUUGCAUCGUUGAGAUACAGUGAUUAUUCAUUUUUCGAUCCCCAAUGUUCGCACUUCCGAAUUCUAUACGCAAACUGGUCAAGGGACGGGCGUGGCCAAAGCUUGUAAGUGCCAUUGAUCAUGUGUCAUUUGGAUGGUGUUGUGGUGAUGUUUUUCUCACCAUUCUUCCUUGUGCGUGCGUGGUGCACACUAGGUAUCCGGGCUGCCCUGUUAUCGGAGACCGGUACCAACCAAGACGAUUUAGAGGUUGUUUCCUAUCUCGACGCACAAUUGACACUCAAUGUCGAUGACACAGGAGCUUUUCUCGCAGGCGGUUUUGAUCAAGAGGUGACGCUUUCUUCGUCAACAAAAUUGAUGCAGAAUGAACAACUUAUGAACAGAAUUCCCGUUGAGUCUUUCGUGUGUGGUACAAAGGGCAUCAAUGGCGGGUCACCAAUCGAAGAGGAGUUCAAGAUUGGUCAAGACUUCCAGAUCUGUAUUCGUCCAACGGAUGUUGAUUCAGACUUCAAAGUCGUGAGUUUCAAAGACGUUUUCUGCGGCAUUGCAGCUGACGGCACCGGUGGCACCAAACUAGUAGAUGAUACUGGAGCACCAACUAGCGAUUUGACCAUUGUCACAUCAGAUGUUGAAGAAAGCAUGGAUACAGCCGGGACUCCAAUGGGAGUUCUUGCGGCCGCAUUUAAGAGUGUAGUCACCCCAUCAUAUUUUUCAGGCGCGGCAGAUUCUUUCCGAUGCAAAGGUGAAGCAAUUUUACAGCACAAGGACACCCCCGUAGAGGAAGACCCCGUAGAGGAAGACCCCGUAGAGGACCCUCUCGGAGCCAUAACAGGUUGCCACUACGUCGUCGAUAGUCCUUUUGAACUAGCUGCGGACGAGACAUUCCAAAUGGGUUUUUGUAUCAAUGGUGUUCUUCCAGUAACUACGACCAAUGCAUUUGUCGGAUUUUUGUGCCCUCCAGAGAUCCAGGAGGAGUAUGGGGGUACAUUUUGUACAUAUGGGACAGGUGCGUUUCAGCCCAUCCCUUCGCUGGACCCAGUCGGGUUUUUUUUUGAAGGUGAAGCCGUACAACCCCAAGAGGUACAAUUGUAUGACCCCGAUGUCACACAAAAAUGUAUGGGGAGAGGAGUUUUUUACAUGCAUCAAGGGGACGGUGUAAGUUGUCAAGAUUGUAUUUGCACAAAGUCACAAAUGUUUCUGUAGUCGCUCUGCUCUCUCACCACUAACUUGCAACGACAAUCUUAAAUGAUUCUCGGACAAAGAUCGAUCCUGAAAAGGUGGGACUAAGCGGCGACUCGUUCAAGUUUA